Candoia aspera is the source of this 3958-nucleotide messenger RNA. It is a transcript of the gene WDR59, whose product is annotated as WD repeat domain 59. The record is from RefSeq and is a predicted model, not a curated record. Gene Ontology annotation, cellular component: Seh1-associated complex; vacuolar membrane. Lineage: Eukaryota; Metazoa; Chordata; Lepidosauria; Squamata; Candoiidae. Gene Ontology annotation, biological process: cellular response to amino acid starvation; positive regulation of TORC1 signaling. Gene Ontology annotation, molecular function: protein binding; signaling adaptor activity. The coding region runs from base 53 to 2959 and encodes 968 amino acids. The transcript is spliced from 26 exons.
GCGCUCCGUGCGGGACGUCUUCCUGGCCGCCGUCGCCUGCAGGGCAGUCAAGAUGGCCGCGCGCUGGAGCAGCGAGAAUGUGGUGGUGGAAUUCCGCGACUCGCAGGCAACAGCAAUGUCAGUAGACUGUCUCGGGCAGCAUGCGGUGCUUUCUGGGCGCCGCUUCCUCUACAUUGUUAACCUGGAUGCCCCUGCUGAUGGCCACCGCAAGAUUUCCCGCCAGAGCAAGUGGGACGUUGGGGCUGUGCAGUGGAAUCCCCACGAGAGCCACGCCCACUACUUUGCUGCAUCGAGCAACCAACGCGUUGACCUGUAUAAGUGGAAGGACGGUAACGGGGAAGUUGGCACUUCCUUGCAAGGACACACGCGUGUCAUCAGUGAUUUGGACUGGGCGGUGUUUGAGUCAGAUCUCCUGGUUACCAGUUCAGUUGACACCUACAUCUACAUCUGGGACAUCAAGGACACACGAAAGCCUACUGUCUCCCUCUCUGCCGUCGCUGGAGCCUCCCAAGUAAAAUGGAAUAAGAAAAAUGCCAACUGUUUGGCAACCAGCCAUGAUGGGGAUGUGCGCAUUUGGGACAAACGGAAACCAAGUACUGCUGUGGAGUAUCUGGCAGCACAUCUCUCUAAAAUCCACGGCCUGGAUUGGCACCCAGACAACGAAAACAUUUUGGCCACAUCCAGUCAGGACAACUCCGUCCGGUUCUGGGAUUACCGACAGCCCCGAAAAUACCUCAACAUCCUGGCCUGCCAGGUUCCAGUCUGGAAAGCCAGAUACACGCCUUUUAGCAAUGGGCUGGUGACAGUGAUGGUGCCCCAACUUCGAAGAGAAAACAGUCUCCUCCUCUGGGAUGUCUUUGAUCUCAACACCCCAGUUCACACCUUUGUAGGACAUGAUGAUGUCGUGCUGGAAUUCCAGUGGCGGAAACAGAAGGAAGGGUCAAAGGACUAUCAGCUGGUCACCUGGUCUCGAGACCAGACCCUUCGGAUGUGGCGAGUCGAUUGUCAGCUACAGCGGCUGUGCUCCAGUGACCUCUUGGAAGGGGUGGAAGAGCUGAUCGAUGGGAUUUCCCUCCUGCCAGAGGCAGACAAGGCCCUGCCAGCCCAAGAUACUGAGCCCCAGCAAAACUUCACCCACGGAGAGGAGGAAGUUUUCAAAGGAGAUUCCCAGAAAGGCUUCCUGGUGGGAAAGAAGCUAGACCAGCUGGGCCUGCCUCAAACCUUACAGCAGGAGUUCUCCCUGAUCAACGUGCAAAUCCGCAAUGUGAAUAUGGAGAUGGAUGCUGUCAAUCGGAGCUGCACGGUCUCGGUGCACUGCAGCAACCACCGGGUGAAGAUGCUGGUGAUGUUCCCGGCACAGUACCCGAACAACGCUGCCCCCUCUUUCCAGUUUGUCAACCAGACCACUAUCCCUUCCACCAUGAAGGCCAAGCUGUUGAAGAUCUUGAAGGAUACCUCCAUGCAGAAAGUGAAACGCAAUCAGUGCUGCCUAGAGCCGUGUCUGCGCCAGCUGGUCUCCUGCCUGGAGUCUGUUGUGAACCAGGAGGACAGCUCCAGUGACCCCUACGCCCUCCCGAAUUCCGUAACACCACCUUUGCCAACCUUCCCGAGGGUCUCAAACGCCUAUGGCUCCUACCAGGAUUCCAAUAUCCCAUUUCCGCGUACCUCUGGAGCAAGGUUCUGCGGGGCAGGGUACCUGGUCUACUUCACCAGACCGAUGACAAUGCACCGCACCGUCUCACCCACUGAGCCAACCCCCCGAUCCUUGUCAGCCCUCUCAGCCUACCACAGUGGCCUCAUCGCUCCCAUGAAGAUCCGCACAGAGAGCCCUGGCAACUUGCGGUUGUAUGGUGGGAGUCCCACUCGCAGUGAAAAGGAGCAGGUCUCCAUCAGUUCCUUCUACUACAAGGAGAGGAAAUCCAGGCGAUGGAAGAGCAAACGCGAGGGGACGGAUGCCGGCAGCCGGCCAAUCAAAGCAGCUGGAAAAGUCAUCAUUCAGGACAUCUCUUGCCUGCUCCCUGUCCAUAAAUUGUUAGGGGAGAUGUACAUACUAAACAUGGCGGAUAUUCAGGAGACCUGCCAGAAGAACGCAGCCUCAGCCUUGACGGUGGGACGCAGAGACCUCUUGCAGGUUUGGUCGCUGGCCACGGUGGCGACCGAUCUCUGCCUUGACCCCAACGCUGACCCAGACUUGGAGACCCCCUGGGCCCAGCACCCUUUUGGCCGCCAGCUCCUGGAGUCUCUGUUAGCACACUAUUGCCAGCUCCAUGAUGUCCAGACCUUGGCUAUGCUGUGCAGUGUCUUUGAGGCCCAAUCCAGACCCCAGGGCAUCCUGAAUCCCACAGGGCUUGCUCCUCAGCGCCCCUCUAGCCACAGCCGAUAUCCCAGCUUUACCUCCUCAGGCUCUUGUUCCAGCAUGUCAGACCCUGGCCUGAGCACCAGCAGCUGGAAUAUAGCCAGCAAAGAGAUGGAGCACACGCUAGGCUGGGCUGAAUCUUCACCUGAUGACUUCCGCCUUGGGAACUUGGUGUAUGCUGAUCCCCGGGACCGAGAGAAAGACCAGCACGACAGGAAUAAAAGGCUUCUGGACCCUGCCAACACGCAGCAGUUCGACGACUUCAAAAAGUGCUACGGAGAAAUCCUCUACCGCUGGGGCCUGCGAGAGAAACGUGCUGAGGUCCUCAAGUUUGUGUCCUGCCCCCCCGAUCCUCACAAAGGGAUCGAGUUUGGCGUCUACUGCAGCUACUGCCGCAGCGAGGUGCGUGGCAUCCAGUGUGCCAUCUGCAAAGGCUUUGCAUUCCAGUGUGCCAUCUGCCACGUGGCCGUGCGGGGCUCAUCCAACUUCUGCCUGACCUGUGGUCACGGAGGACACACCAGCCACAUGAUGGAAUGGUUCCGCACCCAGGAAGUGUGUCCCACUGGCUGCGGCUGCCACUGCUUGCUGGAGAGCACUUUCUGAUGGGGCAUCUUCAGCAGCUGACUUGGGUCACCCCUGGUCCAGAUGAGCUUCAUCUGAUCGGGAACAAAGGUCCCAGAUUGCUUCUGACGGGGAUGGCCGGUCUUCUCGAUUGCAGGGACACUCUACACUCUUUGGCAGAAGUGAGGCGCAGUGGCUAGUGAUUCCAAACCCUUUUGAGGGUGUUCUGUCCUAACAGUGCAAGAGAAGAGACGACUGAAGCUGGAGAACAACUUGGCGUGAUGAAAGGUUCUUGCACGACAGAGGGAUGGAUAAUAGUCCCCCACAAAAUAUGCACUUGGAAUUCAGUGCUUCCAGGAGACUUCUGUUCAGUUAGAUUAUUGUUGCUUCUUUGAACUAACUUCAAAGGUCUUGGUAUUAAAUGAAGAGGUCAGAGUGAACAGAGGAUUUUUACCAAGACACGGAAAAGCCUUCUGUCUUCGCAGGCUGGAUUGCUUGAAUUAAUUGGCCUGUCCCUUGGGAAGAAGGCGGUGUCUGACUGGAGCAUGGACUUUCUCACCUGUCCCGUGGCAGGUGUUUCACUCCCUUCUUCGUCUGCCACUGUAAGAGUACCCUUUUUCCAAAGAUGGUUGAGCUGCAAUUGCUCAACUGGAGUUGACUAGCUUGAUGAAUGUGGGAGCAGGCUCUCUAAAGAAAGGGGGCCUUGGAUUCUCAAACAGCAGGGCCAAUAUUUGGCUUUGGAUUAACAAUUUCAGGAUUGAGCUACCUUUAUUGUUGAUGGUGAAAUGCAGUCGAACCUGGUGGAAUGGAUGUGGGGAAGCCAGCAAUCGUAUACAUUCUUUGCGGGUACCAACAGGAAUCUGGACUGAGCCCUCCUGCUUUGGGCUAGAUCCUUUGGUGCCUGGACUUAGGUUUGCUGACCCUCUCUGAAGCAGAGAGACUAUGUCAUGCCAUUUCCUUCAAGCCUUGAAGCUGAGGAAGUGUAUUUUUGUAUAUUCACUUCAUAAUUAAGAACAUUUGAUAAAGUUGUCCUGUUCUGCA